CUGCCCGAGCCUUUGUUGUGACGCACUCGCUGAAUUCACAUGGCACGUAAACACUGAACGCUUCCUUGUACUCUAUAUUUAUCUACAUUUAUUUUCACCUCGUUCAUCAGUUUGAUCAUGUCAGCAUCCGUGAUCCGAAGAGGACUUGAAUUAUUUAGCGAGAAAGAUGGAGUGAAGCGUAAGCAGAAGAAUAGCGGCUCUCGUAAGCCCGCGCUGAUGGAGCAGAUCAGCACCGAUAAACAGGGCGUUCAGAGGCGGAUCCGGCGGCUGCAGCGACCCGGAGGAUCAGCGCGGAGCACAAACACGGUCAAAGACAAGCACAUCCGGUCUGCUCUGGACGAAUACAGAAAGAAGCAGAAGAAGAGUCAGCUGAAGUCAAAUGUGGAGUAUUUCCUGGCCGCUGAUCAUAAAACACAGAGCAGAGACACGGGAAAGAUCGUCCAGCAGCAUUCGGGGCGGCGCUCCUGUCAUCGGCCGGAUCCGCCCGCCUCCAAACCGGAGGAGGAAUCCGUCUUCACUGAGAAGGACUUCCAGAAGUUCCAGAAGGAGUAUUUCUCAAAUCUCUAACGUCUGCAGAACCGAUGCAUGCUGUGGGACAAUAACACAUUUAUCAGGAAUGAUCUCCGACUGAAGCUGCGCUGCAGAUAAUCCUGUUUGACUGAACAACAGUGAUUGAUUUUUGAACUUUUGUUUAAAGAAUUUUGAUUGUGCAUUUUGAAAAACAAAGAAUUAGUAACUGGAAGUUAAACUAGAGACCCGUGUAAUUCUGCUGCUGUAAAACUGUGAACGGAGUACAGAAACCCAACACAUCAAUUAAAACAAACAUGUUUUUUUUUUUUUCUAAUGUCACCAGGAUGCAUUGAAAUAAAGAGAGAGUUCACCUGAAAAUGAAAUCUGUCAUGUAUUCACUGUUCCAAACCUGUAUGAGUUUCUUUCAGGUGUUUUCUAAAGAAUGAGUUGACGGCACCCAUUGACUUCCAUAGUAUUUUUUUCCAUACUAUGUAAGUCAAUGGGU
Molecule: messenger RNA, 1015 nt
Organism: Sinocyclocheilus rhinocerous
Lineage: Eukaryota; Metazoa; Chordata; Actinopteri; Cypriniformes; Cyprinidae
Gene: rps19bp1
Product: ribosomal protein S19 binding protein 1
Exons: 4
Coding region: 118-567 (149 amino acids)
Cellular component (GO): nucleolus
Molecular function (GO): enzyme binding
Source: RefSeq, a predicted model, not a curated record